Messenger RNA from Pogonomyrmex barbatus (red harvester ant), 1941 nucleotides. RefSeq names its product Tetraspanin 26A (gene Tsp26A). Lineage: Eukaryota; Metazoa; Arthropoda; Insecta; Hymenoptera; Formicidae. The record is from RefSeq and is a predicted model, not a curated record. Gene Ontology annotation, cellular component: plasma membrane.
UCUCGUUGAUCCGGCUGCGAGCAGUGCGCGCCGUGACGUGACAAUGGCGGUAGUCGUAAUUGCGGUACGGUGCGAUAUUGUGAUCAGCUGAUCAACCGAGUCUGAGAAGAAAGGAAAGAGAAAAAAAGCUCGAUAGCGAGAGAAAAAGCCCGUCUAUUUCAAGAGGUAUUUCAAGAGAGAGAGAGAGAGAGAGAGAGAGAAAGCAUCGGCGGAAGAGCGGCCGAAAGAGAGUUCGCCACCUCGCAAAUCACCCUCGCUGGUAAUGUCAACGCUCUCGUGAUCGGGCCCUCGAAGGUGUGCUCCUCAUUCUCCUCCGGUUGUAUGUGAAUUAUACGGUGUGCCGUCCCGGCGCUCUCCCCCCGCUACCCCCGUUCGCUACCCCCCGUUUCGUCGCCACGCGUGUACAUCCGCUCGGUGUGUUGUGUCUGUGCGGCACGUAUGCGUGAGGUUCGCACGCCCGGUAGAUAAAUGUCUCUCAGCCAUGCCCGCCGUGCGGAAGUACCGAAGGGAUACCAGCGAGGUGAGCUGCUGCCUCAAGUACGUGAUCUUUGGAUUUAACGUCAUGUUCUGGUGGCUCGGUCUGGGCAUCAUGGCGGUGGGCGUCUGGGCAUGGACCGAAAAGGACACCUUCAACAACCUGUCCCGCCUCACGAACGUCGCACUCGAUCCAGCAUUUAUCCUCAUUCUAGUCGGUACAGUGACAUUUAUCAUCGGUUUCACGGGAUGUGUCGGCGCGCUACGGGAGAACACAUGUCUCCUCGCCGCGUAUGCAGUAUUUUUGGCGCUACUACUGCUGAUGGAAAUGACUGCCGGUGUUUUGGGCUUCAUCUUUAAAGAUUGGAUAAAGUCACAAGCCACGGGCGGUUUCCAAGCGUUCAUCAUCCACUACAGGGAGGAUCCCGAUCAGCAAAAUCUCAUCGAUUGGAUUCAAGAAGAUUGGUUGCAAUGUUGCGGCAUCGAGGGACCGAAGGACUGGGACCGCAACAAUUAUUUCAAUUGUUCGUCGAGCGACAUAGGCUCGAGGGAAGCGUGCGGCGUGCCUUUUAGCUGUUGCAAGCGAAAACCUAAUGAAAUCAUUAAAAAUAAACAAUGCGGCUAUGAUGUAAGAAAACCAAGUUAUACGGGAGAGAGGAGUAUAUUCGAACGGGGUUGCCUAAGAGCGGGCGAGGAGUGGCUAGAAUUGAACCUCGUACCCGUCGCCGGUACUGUGGUCAGCACCAUGGUUCUGCAGAACUUUGAGGUCGCCAAAGUGAUUUAUGAAAAAGGUUGCAUACAGGCCGGAGAGGAAUGGAUAGAGCGAAAUCUCCUCGCAAUUGCCAGCGGCGCGGUUGGUACAGCGUUCGCUCAGAUUUUGGGAAUCUGCUUCGCGCAGAAUCUGCGCGCGGAUAUAUUCGCGCAAAAAGCGAAGUGGCAUUGACAAUCGCGUGCCCCCACGGCAGUCUAGCAUCUUGUCUUUAUAGAUGCUAACCGGCUACGUUGAUCGAGCUACAAGGUUUCGACGCGGACUUCGGAACUUCGGCGAAUGGACGGACUGGAUGGUUUCCUGGAAAUGAAGAGAGGACGGACGCUUCGAAGGAUUGUCACGAUCGAGAAUAAAUCGGAUGCCGAUUGCGAUUCUCCGACGAUAAUCAAAUCCGCCCGAUAACGCUGCGAUUUGCGUCGCUCAAAUCUUUCGACUUGUAAAUAUCCAAGAAAACUUCACAGUCGCGCGUAACGACCCCGUUCUUCUCUUUCGGUACCGUCCAAUCGAUUAAUCUGAUUUGCCGAAUAAUGAGGGAAAUUGAUUGUUUUCAAAGUUCAGUCUUAUCCGUCGCGCGUUGAAUAACGUCGUUCUUGAAUGGAUUUUCUCUCGUAAAUACAGAACGAUCUUCAAGAGCGAUGACAAAAUUCUUUUAAAUAUAUAUGCGCAUAUUAUUUAUUUGGCAUUAUAAUAAUUACUUC